Molecule: messenger RNA, 2468 nt
Organism: Carassius gibelio (silver crucian carp)
Lineage: Eukaryota; Metazoa; Chordata; Actinopteri; Cypriniformes; Cyprinidae
Gene: tlx1
Product: T cell leukemia homeobox 1
Exons: 3
Coding region: 200-1117 (305 amino acids)
Biological process (GO): regulation of transcription by RNA polymerase II; animal organ development
Cellular component (GO): nucleus
Molecular function (GO): DNA-binding transcription factor activity, RNA polymerase II-specific; RNA polymerase II cis-regulatory region sequence-specific DNA binding
Source: RefSeq, a predicted model, not a curated record
CCGGGAGGCUAUAGCUAUAAGGGUAAAGGGAGGCAGUAAAAAAAUACAAUCGUCAGUAGUUCAGUCCGUUUCACAUAUGCAGUCAAUGCUAUUAGAUAACGACAAGUCUGGACUAAACUGCGUUUUAGUUGCUAUAUGAUAACUGGGGUGACGUGGAGGAUCCUGUAGGCUCGCAGGAGCGCGCGCGCUUCUCCACACCAUGGAUCAUAUGGGAGCGCAUCUCCACCAGACGCACGCAGACACCAUCAGUUUUGGGAUCGAUCAGAUUCUUCACAAUGCAGACCAGGGAAGCUGCAUGAUCUCCAACCCCAGAAUGCAGGAUCUGGACUACGGUUUGGGCUGCAUAGUCAGCACAGCCUAUAAUACCAUGACUGGCAACUACAAUGUCAAUAACUCGGCUGGAUACAAUGGAAACUCGUGCAGCGUUGGCUCCCUCAACGGCUCGUACAACAUGAACUUGGGCACGAAUGUUAAUGGGAAUUGCCUUAAUUCUUCGGGAGUGAUCCGGGUUCCAGCGCACCGGCCGCUGAGCAGCGUUCACUCGUCCAUUCCCACCAGCGCUGCCACGGUGCCAAGUAUGGGAAGCAUGGGCACCAUUAACAGUCUCACGGGAUUAACGUUUCCAUGGAUGGAGAGUAACAGGAGAUAUACCAAAGACAGAUUUACAGUGGCCCUCUCACCGUUCACUGUAACACGCCGUAUAGGUCACCCGUACCAGAACAGAACGCCUCCGAAGAAGAAGAAGCCCCGGACGUCGUUCACGCGCCUCCAGAUCUGCGAGCUGGAGAAACGCUUCCACCGUCAGAAGUAUCUGGCGUCAGCUGAGAGGGCAGCCUUAGCGAAAGCACUUAAAAUGACUGAUGCGCAGGUCAAAACAUGGUUCCAGAACAGAAGAACGAAAUGGAGGAGGCAGACUGCAGAGGAGAGAGAAGCCGAACGACAACAAGCGAACCGAAUCCUUAUGCAACUUCAGCAAGAAGCUUUUCAAAAGACUAUAAACCAUCCUGUCAAUGCGGACCCAAUCUGCCUCCACAACAGCUCCCUAUUCGCACUUCAGAACCUUCAGCCCUGGACCGAGAACACGGCGAAAAUCAGUAGCGUUCCCAACACUGAUUAAGAGACUUUUAUGGAUGUGCGAUGUGCAGAGGAAUAUCUCAACAUCACAUUACUUACUUCUUUAUAACGUAAAACCAGUCUUCAUUUGUAAUAUGCAGCUUGUAAAAACAGCUAAUCGAAAAUUUGCUGCUCUCCGUUAGCCUACAGUUGUGCAGAAUAUUUUUUUUAUUGAUUUUAUCACUUCGAUUUCAUCAAAAUGUAAACUUAAAAGACUGUCGUAUUGCUCUUGUAUCUCAAACAUGAAUUUUAUUUGGUAUACUUGCAACAGCCUAACGUUUGUGGCAACCAUUUAUAAUAAAUUUCAUUAAUAAGUCAAAAAAUAUUACAAAUAAAAACGAAUUGGCAAACACGGGCAAAAUUGUAGUUAGGCUAUUUAUGUGGGUACUUGGAAAACAAAGGAGAUUAAAUUUAAAUAUCUAAUUUGAAAGUAAAAAAUAUUUUAACAGUUUUAAAAAGGGGAUUCUGGGUAAAAAGCUAGAAACCUGUAACAUAGGCGAAUAAAUUGAUAUGCCUGCUGUUGCCUAUCACGCUAAUCAGAGCUUUAUUCGAACUAAUUUGCUCUUUUAACUGCAUCCAACUAAUACGCUGAUGUGCAUUACAUAUUGUUAUCCUAUAUAUUAACAAUUUUUUUUUAUAAAGUGUUACCAAUUUUUUUUUUUUUUUUCAUAUUGGUAGGAUUGUAUUUUGCACGUUUGUAAUGCAGCAAAAAUAGUCCUGUGAUUUAAAAUAUUAUAUGCUAAUACAGGGAAAAUGGGCCUAUGGCUAGGCCUAUGAGCGACUUCAUUUUGGCUACUUUAUUUCUUCAUGCUUGUUAUAAGACUGUCAUUUUUAUUUGGAGGCGUAAUUUAAAUGACAACUUGUUAUUUGCAGAAAUAGGUUUUUGUGAUGCAGAAAAAGAAGUAUUAGUUCAGUUUUUGUUGCUCAGUGGUAGAGCAUUGCAUUAGCAGCGCAAAAAGGUCAUGGGUUCAAUUCCCAGGGAACACAGGUUUAAAAAAAAUAUAGAACCUGAAUGCACUGUAAAUCGCUUUGGAUUAAAGCGUCAUGCUAAACGCGUAAAUGUACACUCAGAAGCAGUACCCCCCCCCCCAAAAAAAAAAAAAUUCCAACUGUUAUUUGAAAUUGAAGAAACAAAGACGAAACAUCAAUGCUCAGUAACACCUGUAUUCCAGUCUAUACAUUUAUUGUCUGCAUUUUCAUUUUACACGAGCAACAGUUUCUCAAAAGGCAAAUCAAGCAAUGAUAUGUUUACAAGAUGUUUUACAAUUUGUCCUUCACUUUCUUCGGAGAUGUCGGCGUGUAUAAAAUAUAUUUUAUUAUAGCUUGAUAUGAAUGAUUAAAUAUCUGUGGUCAUG